Molecule: messenger RNA, 2810 nt
Organism: Odocoileus virginianus texanus
Lineage: Eukaryota; Metazoa; Chordata; Mammalia; Artiodactyla; Cervidae
Gene: COX10
Product: cytochrome c oxidase assembly factor heme A:farnesyltransferase COX10
Biological process (GO): heme A biosynthetic process
Cellular component (GO): mitochondrial membrane; mitochondrion
Molecular function (GO): protoheme IX farnesyltransferase activity
Source: RefSeq, a predicted model, not a curated record
AGGAAGAUGGCGGCGCCCAGCAGCCGGUGAGGAGAGAGGACACGGGGCUCCCAGGGGGCGGCUGGAUUCUUGCGAGAUGGCCGCAUCGCCGCAUACUCUCUCCUCACGCCUCCUGACAGGCUGGGGAGGAGGAUGCAUCUGGUAUCUAGAAAGAGGAGCCACGCGGCAGUCCCCUCGUAGGUUCCUGCAUCUUCUCAGGAACGUCAGUCAGCAGCGGGUCACAUUUCAACACUUUAACUUCCUCCGGCGCAUGUAUGUCACACAACUAAACAGAAGCCUCAAGCAGCAAAUAAAACCGAAGCCAGAACCAACAGAAUCUCCUUUCCUUGAAAAAACUUCCUUGGAUGAGGCCAAAGCCGAAAUAUGCGAGAUGAGACCUCUUGUACCCCCCAGCCUGCCUCUGUCCAGAAAGCCAAGUGAAAAAGCGUUGAUAGAACUAGAACCCGCCUCAGUAACUGAGGGCUCCAUAGCUCUGGGGAGAGAGACGAAAGAGGAGAAGCAGUGGAAAGAGAUGAAACUGCGUGCAGAUGAUCUGCCAGGAAUCCUGGCCCGGCUGUCCAAAAUCAAACUCACAGCCCUGGUCGUCAGCACCACCUCAGCUGGCUUUGCCCUGGCUCCAGUGCCUUUUGACUGGUCCUGCUUCCUGCUUACGUUUGUUGGAACAGGCCUGGCUUCCUGCGCUGCCAACUCCAUCAAUCAGUUUUUUGAGGUUCCGUUUGAUUCAAACAUGAACAGGACAAAGAACAGACCUCUGGUCCGUGGACAGAUCAGCCCGCUGCUUGCCGUGUCCUUCGCCACAGGCUGUGCGGUUCCCGGAGUCGCCCUGCUGACCUGGGGCGUGAACCCGCUCACGGGCGCCCUGGGCCUCUUCAACAUUUUCCUAUACACCUGCUGCUACACCCCGCUCAAGAGGGUCAGCAUCGCCAACACGUGGGUGGGGGCGGUCGUGGGGGCCAUCCCCCCCGUCAUGGGCUGGACCGCGGCCACGGGCAGCCUGGAUGCUGGGGCCUGUCUUCUGGGAGGAAUCCUCUACUCCUGGCAGUUCCCUCACUUCAACGCGCUGAGCUGGGGCCUCCGUGAGGACUACUCCCGGGGCGGCUACUGCAUGAUGUCCGUCACCCACCCGGCCCUGUGCCGGCGCGUCGCCCUGCGCCACUGCCUGGCAUUGCUCGCCAUGUGUGCCGCAGCGCCCGCCCUGGACGUCACCACUUGGACCUUCCCGGUCAUCGCCCUGCCCAUCAACCUGUACAUCUCCUACCUCGGCUUCCGGUUCUACCGGGACGCGGACCGGAAGAGCUCCCGGAAGCUGUUCUUCUGCAGCCUCUGGCACCUGCCGCUGCUCCUACUGCUGAUGCUCACCUGCAAGCGGCGGGUCAGGGAGGAGGGCGCGGGGGCGCCGCGGAGCUGACGGCCGCCCACUCUGGGAAAAUAAGAAGACGUCCAGGGAGACGCGCAGGGUUUUCAUUUUUUUUUUUUUUUCCACUCUGCUGUUAGGCGACAAAUAUUUUGGUUAUUCCAAAGCACCAGGAGCAAAAUAGCUGCGUUUGAAACGAGGCUGUAAAAUAAUUUGGUGCUCAGUGACCACUGGACAACUUUCUUCAUGGUGAUAUCCAAAAUGUUCCCCAAAUGAGAAUCGGGGUGGCUCUGUAGAUUGACACAAGAAGAGGAUGGGGUCUUUGCUUGCUUGCUUGUUUUCCUUUGAGGGUUGUUACAGAGGCCUUCCUCCGACCACCACUUGGUUCGUCUUCUCCCUCAGGUCGAAGUGCAGGUUCACCUUGCUUCUCCGAGCUCCCCACCUGCCGGCUGGGGAGGCCAGACGAGGUACUCACUCGCACGCUGGUAUCUGUGGUUCCGUGGCCUCUGGUCCCUCACAGACUGCGUCAGAGUAAAUGCAGCUGCCGGCCGCAGCCCGCCUGCUGUGAAUGAGCCGGGCCCAGCUCCCUCUGCCCCGCACGUUCUCAGCCUCAUGCCCCCUCAAAUGCUAAUAGGACUCCAAGUACUGGCUGCUGCCCACCUUCUCAGGGAGGAUUCAAACGGUUGCCUGGGAAUCUCAGACUGGCCCUUGUCCCCAUCCUGUUAGGUGGUAGCAUUUCAGAAACUCCAGGGAACCGAGGGCAUCUUUGACAUCCACUGUACCACACAGGUGGUGUCAGAGCGGUUCUUUCUAGAAGGGGCAUUCUAGACUUAAAGCCAGAAGCCCCUCCAACUCUGAUCCACCUCUCCUUCAACCACUGCAGCAGGCAUGAGCUGGGCCAGCCAGCCGUCAUAGCUUUCCUUGUUCCUUUGGUGAAAAACACAUUUCCACCCUGCUGUCUUCAGGACUCAGAAAUUAUCCUCCACACAGCCAGCGACUUGGAGAGCCAGAAGCAAGAGCCAGACCUCUGGUGGGGAUGAUUCUGCCCCCCCCCCCCAAGGGGUGCACAGGUCCCCGCAGGCAGGGGUGGCCUCUGACACCAGCGGUUCCCCCAGCCCCCCAAGUCUGCCUCAUUAUCCAGUUACCGGACGUCCCAUUUGCCCUAAGACCUUGAAGCUUAACAGGAUGUUUUAGUUACCUUGUCUCCGGGGCACUGCUGCCCUGGAAAGAAUUUAUUUGGGACUUUAAGCCACAUUCAAACAACCCUGGCAACAUGUCCCUUCUCUGAAAACUGCCCAAAGCAAUUGGAGGUAGCAUCUGAUUUUCGACAGCACUUACUCAGCUGUGUUCAGAUUGCGCUGCGAGAACUGACAAAGUUGUGUCUGGCUGGCGGUCCCCAGCCCGCCGAUCUGUAAGGCGCGUGGGUUCUCUCUGCUGCAAUAAAACUGCACCGUGA